GGGCUUAGGAUUUUAUUUUUCGUUUACACAGGGAAUCCAAGAAAGGAGACAGGCAAAGUGAGUCUCAAGGAUGAGAGCAGAGAAAAGCUCAAGAUAAGAGCUGUGCAGCCGGGUCAGGAAGUGAUCGGUCAAGGUCGGAACAGGAGAAUCAGUUAGACACAACGGAUGUGUUUGAGCCUUUGGAAAAUGGUAUUGUUAGGCAUGUGGCAAAAACGUUGGGGCACUUGAAAAAAAGGCUGGCCAUGGGUUAGUAAAAAGCUAGGUAUGUGAAAAUAUUAGGUAACUAUUAACUCAAAAGAAAAAAAAGAUUGUACAGGAAUUGUGGCAUGGUUUUAUACUGUAGCAGUGAACAGCAGGUACUCAAUCAUGAAGAGCUAAGCCUGAUUUCAUCACGACAGCUGUGAAAGUUGCAGGUACCAAAAUGGAACUACUUCCACCAAUCCCUAAACAAAUGGAGUCGGGAGGCCACGAAGGGGGAGCUCUCAUGCAGGAAUACCUGCAGCAGGCCUCCUCACAAGACGCUCCUGCACGUCCUGCACGUUUGCCUGUAACCGGACUUACUGCAGGGAAAUUCCUCAGGACUGCAGUAUUCUAGAUAAGCAGCUUGCACAAGGACGUCGGCCUGGUAAGGCUCUCUCCAACAACGAGCUAACGCCCACUCCUGCAGCAAGCGCCCACAGCCAGUGGUUUUUGUUACAAAACAACUUUCGUGAGCUCAUCUGUAUUUUCCCCUUCGCCCGGCCCUCUCAGAUAGGCCUAUGAUCUGUCAUGGCACGAACAGCCUAGGCUGCAACCCCCUGCAUUUCCCAGAUUAACUCACUUGUCCUGGAGAGCCUGCCUCUGGGUUUCCUUUCAGGUUGACAGUUUGGGAGCUAACAGGACCACGUGAGGGGUGCAGCGGGGAAGAUCAGCCAGGUUCUCAGGGACCUUCUCCGGAAGUACGCAAUGUCUACAAUUAAGAAAUGAGAGGCCGGGCGCGGUGGCUCACGCCUAUAAUCCCAGCACGUUGGGAGCCCUAGGAGGGCAGAUCACGAGGUCAGGAGUUCGAAAUCAGCCUGGCCAAAAUGGUGAAACCCCGUCUUGACUAAAAAUGCAAAAAUUAGCUGUGCGUGGUGGCGCAUGCAUGCCUGUAGUCCCAGCUGCUCGGGAGGCUGAAGCAAGAGAAUAGUUUAAGCCCUGGAGGCGGAGGUUGCAAUGAGCCGAGAUCGCGCCAUUGCACUCCAGCCUGGGCGACAGGGCGAGGCUCCGUCUCCAAAAAAAAAAAAAAAAGAAAGAAAGAAAUGAGAAACUAGCAGUACAUUGUUUAUAAACGCGGAGACUUCUCUCAGGAGAAAGCGAGAAGCAAGCGUCCAACUCUGGGGUGCAGAACCCGGGGCGGGAGGACGGGCCCGGACUGCCGUUUCUCGCUGUGUCCAGGUCUGCGUGACUCAAAACCUCGGAUAGGGCCCGCACUGGUGGAGUCGGAAAGAGGUGGCUGCGGCGCGGCAAGUGCCGCCAGUGCCAGCGAGCGCGACGUCGCUCCCAAGCCCCCGUCUCUAUGGCAACCGAGUGCGUCUCUGGGACCGCCACUGCGCAGGCGCCCGGAGGCUAAGCCGCUCGGACCCUAGCUGCGCCACGCAGGGUAGGCGACGCAGACGCUCCCGCGUGACGCACUUCCGGUGCUUGCCCUGCCCAUCCCCGCGGCGGGGGCGUGGCCAUGGCGGCGGCGCUCCGGCGGGGGCGGGCCCUGGGCUCCCGCCCUUGGGGUCCCACAGUUUCCAGCCGCCGCUCUCCUCAGUGCCCGGUGGCCCAGGAGGGCCUGGGAGCCCGAAGCCGUCCCCGAGUAGCUCCUAGGUCAUUGGCGCGAUGUGGGCCAUCCUCUCGGCUGAUGGUGCGUGCGGGCGCGGAUCUCCUCCCCUGGUCCUCCGCACCGUCCCCGAGUCGUUCUCCGCUCUGGCAGAACGCGAGCGCCGUCCCGUUCCCGCUCCCGCUGGCCCAGCAGCCCCGGGCCGGACUCGGCGUAGGGUCUGUACGGGAUGGACUGGGGCUGCGCGCGCAGCGCCGCCGCGGGGCCUCCUGGGAGUUGUGGUUCGGCCACCCGCGCCGGACUCCAGCUCCCGGCAGGCCUCGCGCGGCCCGGGGCCAGCGGCGCUGGGGUCGGCGCCGGGUUCGUCGUCCGGGCCGGGUGGGCUGCGGCGCGCGGCAGGCGCUCUGGCCUGGCCUGGCCGCCGCUGAGCAGCCGGGGCCGGUGGGUGGCCUCGAACGCCGGGACAGACCGACAGACGGACUGGCCGGCAGUCCCGCGCCCCCGAGCGGAGCGGGCGGGACGGAAACGUCCGGGCAAGUUGGGGUCGGCAGGGUUGGAAGCCCAGCGAGGCUAGAGGCCAGUCCCAAAGUCUCCAGGCCUCAGGGCUGCAGCCCAGGAGCCUCAAGGCGGCCCGGCGGGCGACUGGACAGCCGGACAGGCGUCCGGCACCCCAACAUCAUCUGCGACUGCUGCAAGAAGCACGGGCUGCGGGGGAUGCGCUGGAAGUGCCGCGUGUGCCUGGACUACGACCUCUGCACGCAGUGCUACAUGCACAACAAGCAUGAACUCGCCCACGCCUUCGACCGCUACGAGACCGCUCACUCGCGCCCUGUCACACUGAGUCCCCGCCAGGGCCUCCCGAGGAUCCCACUAAGGGGCAUCUUCCAGGGAGCGAAGGUGGUGCGAGGCCCCGACUGGGAGUGGGGCUCACAGGAUGGAGGGGAAGGGAAACCGGGCCGUGUGGUGGACAUCCGUGGCUGGGAUGUGGAGACAGGCCGGAGUGUGGCCAGCGUGACGUGGGCUGAUGGUACCACCAAUGUGUACCGUGUGGGCCACAAGGGCAAGGUGGACCUCAAGUGUGUGGGCGAGGCAGCGGGCGGCUUCUACUACAAGGACCACCUCCCAAGGCUCGGCAAGCCGGCGGAGCUGCAGCGCAGGGUGAGUGCUGACAGCCAGCCCUUCCAGCACGGGGACAAGGUCAAAUGUCUGCUGGACACUGAUGUCCUACGGGAGAUGCAGGAAGGCCACGGCGGCUGGAACCCCAGGAUGGCGGAGUUUAUCGGACAGACGGGCACCGUGCAUCGUAUCACGGACCGCGGGGACGUGCGCGUGCAGUUCAACCACGAGACACGCUGGACCUUCCACCCCGGGGCGCUCACCAAGGACACCAGGAAGGCAGGACAGCUUCAUGGGCGGGAGGGAGGCAGCUGGGCUAAGAUGCUCCUGCACCACUCCUUCUGGGUGGGCGACGUGGUCCGGGUCAUCGGCGACCUUGACACAGUGAAGCAGCUGCAGGCUGGGCAUGGCGAGUGGACGGACGACAUGGCCCCUGCCCUGGGCCGCGUCGGGAAGGUGGUGAAAGUGUUUGGAGACGGGAACCUGCGUGUAGCAGUCGCUGGUCAGCGGUGGACCUUCAGCCCCUCCUGCCUGGUGGCCUACCGGCCCGAGGAGGAUGCCAACCUGGACGUGGCCGAGCGCGCCCGGGAGAACAAAAGCUCACUGAGCGUGGCCCUGGACAAGCUUCGGGCCCAGAAGAGUGACCCAGAGCACCCGGGAAGGCUGGUGGUGGAGGUGGCGCUGGGUAACGCAGCCCGGGCUCUGGACCUGCUGCGGAGGCGCCCAGAGCAGGUGGACACCAAGAACCAAGGCAGGACCGCUCUGCAAGUGGCUGCCUACCUGGGCCAGGUGGAGUCGAUACGGCUGCUGCUACAAGCCAGGGCGGGCGUGGACCUGCCGGACGACGAGGGCAACACGGCGCUGCACUACGCGGCCCUGGGGAACCAGCCCGAGGCCGCCAGGGUGCUCAUGAGUGCUGGCUGCCGGGCGGACGCCAUCAACAGCACCCAGAGCACAGCACUGCACGUGGCCGUGCAGAGGGGCUUCCUGGAGGUGGUGCGGGCCCUGUGUGAGCGCGGCUGUGACGUCAACCUGCCCGAUGCCCACUCGGAUACGCCCCUGCACUCCGCCAUCUCGGCGGGCACUGGAGCCAGCGGCAUUGUCGAGGUCCUCACGGAGGUGCCAAACAUCGAUGUCACCGCCACCAACAGCCAGGGUUUCACCCUGCUGCACCACGCCUCCCUCAAGGGUCACGUGCUAGCUGUGAGAAAGAUUCUGGCUCGGGCGCGGCAGCUGGUGGACGCCAAGAAGGAGGACGGCUUCACGGCGCUGCACCUGGCCGCCCUCAACAACCACCGAGAGGUGGCCCAGAUCCUCAUCCGGGAGGGCCGCUGUGACGUGAAUGUGCGCAACCGGAAGCUGCAGUCCCCGCUGCAUCUAGCCGUGCAGCAGGCCCACGUGGGGCUGGUGCCGCUACUGGUGGACGCUGGGUGCAGUGUCAACGCCGAGGACGAGGAGGGGGACACAGCCCUGCACGUGGCACUGCAGCGUCAUCAGCUGCUGCCCCUGGUGGCUGAUGGGGCCGGGGGGGACCCAGGGCCCUUGCAGCUGCUGUCCAGGCUACAGGCCUUGGGCCUCCCCGGCAGCGCGGAGCUGACGGUGGGCGCGGCGGUCGCCUGCUUCCUGGCGCUGGAGGGCGCCGACGUGAGCUACAGCAACCACCGCGGUCGGAGCCCGCUGGACCUGGCCGCCGAGGGUCGCGUGCUCAAGGCCCUUCAGGGCUGCGCCCAGCGCUUCCGGGAGCGGCAGGCGGGCGGGGGCGCGGCCCCAGGCCCCAGGCAAACGCUCGGGACCCCCAACACCGUGACGAACCUGCACGUGGGCGCCGCGCUGGGGCCCGAGGCCGCUGAGUGCCUGGUGUGCUCCGAGCUGGCGCUGCUGGUGCUGUUCUCGCCGUGCCAGCACCGCACCGUGUGUGAGGAGUGCGCGCGCAGGAUGAAGAAGUGCAUCAGGUGCCAGGUGGUCGUCAGCAAGAAACUGCGCCCAGACGGCUCUGAGGUGGCGAGCGCCGCCCCCGCCCCCGGCCCGCCGCGCCAGCUGGUGGAGGAGCUGCAGAGCCGCUACCGGCAGAUGGAGGAACGCAUCACCUGCCCCAUCUGCAUCGACAGCCACAUCCGCCUCGUGUUCCAGUGCGGCCACGGCGCAUGCGCCCCCUGCGGCUCCGCGCUCAACGCCUGCCCCAUCUGCCGCCAGCCCAUCCGCGACCGCAUCCAGAUCUUCGUGUGAGCCGCGCCGUCCGCCACGCCGAGCUGCCUUCGCGUGCCCCCGCCCUGUGUUUUAUAAAAAGAUUCUCGGACGUUG
Gorilla gorilla gorilla (western lowland gorilla) is the source of this 5203-nucleotide messenger RNA. RefSeq names its product MIB E3 ubiquitin protein ligase 2 (gene MIB2). The record is from RefSeq and is a predicted model, not a curated record. Gene Ontology annotation, biological process: protein ubiquitination. Gene Ontology annotation, cellular component: cytoplasm. NCBI's taxonomy places the organism in Eukaryota, Metazoa, Chordata, Mammalia, Primates, Hominidae. Bases 1697 to 5128 code for a protein of 1143 amino acids. The transcript is spliced from 20 exons. Gene Ontology annotation, molecular function: zinc ion binding; protein binding; ubiquitin-protein transferase activity.